UAAAUUUAUUAAAAAUGAGAAUAUCUAUUAUCCUCAGUUGCUUACUAGUGAUGGGAUUUUCGAAGUUGAUAGUUUAUAAUCCGAAGAGACUUAAGACAAAGUUUGGGAAAGAGGAAGAUGGGACUAUUGAAGCAUCCUUGGCUAAUUUUGGACAUACGCCGUAUGGGCAUUCUAUUAUUGGCAAUGUGUUCUACAAUGUAAAUGAGUCUUCUGGUUGCGAAGAAUUCACUGAACUUGAAGUGACUGGAGAGAAGGACCCAGACAACAUCCCUUCUCCAAUAAUUCUUGUAGAAAGAGGUGGCUGUUCCUUUGUAAAGAAGGUGAGGAAUGUUGAGCAUGCUGGAGGGGCCCUUGCUGUCAUCAUAGAUGACAAAGAAGGUGAAAUGAUGGACCAUAUCAUUAUGGUCGAUGAUGGUACAGGUGCAGGCAUCAAUAUACCCUCAAUGCUCAUUAGCAAGAGAGAUGGAAAGAUUCUGAAAAACCAAUUAGCUAUUUGCUCAGAAAGCGAGGAUAUUGACUGAAUCUCUCUUCUUGCAACUUUCGAGCUCCCUCAUCCAGAUAAUAGAGUCGAAUAUGAGCUUUGGUAUAGUAGCUCUAAUGAUCAAGCUAUCGACUUCCUCGUAGACUUCCAAGAACACCACUCUGAAUUCAAAAAGGAUGUUCUCUUUACUCCAAGAUUUGUAGUAUGGGGUUGUCCAGAGUGUGACCAAGAACUCAAAGGGCUUCAUUGCUUUGGAGAUGGGAAAUACUGUGCUUAUCAUCCUGAAAAUCCUCUCAACAAUGGACAAGAGAUAUUGUAUGAAGACCUGAGAGAGAAAUGUUUACACAAUAAACUCCAGAAACAAAAUAAAGAAGGCCUCUGGUGGGACUAUAUGUACUAUGUUCAUGCAAACUGCAGACAAGACAUAAACAGAGACUGCUCAAAAAGAGGAAUAGAGUCUCUCGAUAUAAAUUUUGAAGAGAUUGAGGAGUGCGUAAAUGAUUCAUUCUUUGGAUCAGAUCACACAAUCGCCAAAAAUUCAAUGCUGCAAAGAGAGAAAGAAGAUUGGAAGAACAAUGGACCUCAUUUCUUCCCAGCAAUUAUUAUCAACAAUGUCACUUACAGAGGAUUCUUAACUCCAGAUAAUAUCUUCCAAGCAAUCUGUGAAGGUUUCAAGAAGCAUCCGAAGGAGUGCAAGUCAAUUAUGGAUGCAAACUCACAUGCAGGCAAUGGAAUUAGCCUCAGAACAAUGGUUUUCAUAGUUGCUGCUAUCCUUGCUUGUAAUCUUAUUCUUCUCCUCUUAUACAGAAGAUACUACAAGAAAGAAAUGCAAUCAGAAGUGAAAAUGGCAGCUCACUCAGCGGUCUCUCAAUACUUCGCGAUCAAGAAUAGCGAAAGAGAAAUGGAAGCACCAGGGAUUUAA
Messenger RNA from Moneuplotes crassus, 1403 nucleotides. The record is from the annotation of a GenBank genome assembly. Lineage: Eukaryota; Ciliophora; Spirotrichea; Euplotida; Euplotidae.